AAGAAAAGAAUCACGUACAAAUCACGUGAAAAUCGAUGAAUUUGGUGAGAAAAUCGCAAUGAAAAUGUGUGAAACAUAAAACGUGAAGUGUCUAAAUUUUCACAAGUGAAUCAUGAAUCAUGUGAUUAUUCACAUGCGACUUUUCUGUAGAGGAUUUAUUUGUUGUAUGUUUUUUUAAAAAAAAGUCAAAAAGCAUUGAUCAGUGCAGGUGAAGCGGCUCUGUACUGCUGCCCUCUGCACACGAGGGAGGGUCGAGUUUCACUGAAGACACAGAGAGAGAGAGAGAUGGAGUGAUGAAGAGAGGGAGAGAGAGAGAGAGGGAGAGAGAGAGAGGGAGAGAGAUGGAGGGAUGGCCAGCCUCCUGUCACCUUUCCCUUACUCGCACUUCCUUUCUUAGAGGCUCUUCUCCUACAUUUAUAACAUCCAUCACCAUCUUCCAUCGAGUCAUCACCUCCUGAUGGUCUUCGGCGUUUGAGAUGUGGACGCUUGGGACAGUGUUGACCGUCGUCUCCGUCGUUCUACCAGGAUCGUGGUGCAGCAGAUGGACAGUGAGCUUCUCGAGGACGGACAUCUGCACCUGGGCCGGGACCACCGUCAUCCUGCCGUGCCGUUACGACUAUCCAUCGCCCUACAGCGCCACGCAGGUCAUGUGGUUCCACAUCACGGCCGACGGUAAACGGGAUUUCGCCUACCACACCGACCCCAACCUGGUCAGUCCGUCCUACAGGAACAGGGUCAAGUACGUGGGCGGGCACAAGAGGUGCAGCCUGCAGAUCACGGGCAUCAAGCUGAGCGACGGCGGUCAGUAUCACUUCAGGUUCGAGACGGACCACCAGCAGGGGAGAUGGACCUCACCGGACUCCAUCAAUCUUUCAGUAACUGAGCUCCAGGUUCAGGUUCAUCCUGCGAGAAUCUCCAACAUGUUUGCUUCAGGUGAGACGGUGUUUCUGAGCUGCGUAGCUCGAGGCUGUGCAGCUGCAGGAAAGACCUUCGCCCUCUACAGGAACGGAGUUAACCUGGGCUACUCAGACAAAGUGUCACCCAUCUAUAACUUCGACAGUCAGCACGCCGGGACGUACUACUGCAGACCAGUUCCACCGCAGAACGUCCAGUCUCCCAGCAUCAGCCUGUCUGUGGGAUAUGCUCCGCGUCACACCUCAGUGCUGUUGAGUACGCAGGGUCCCCUGACAGAAGGUGACUCCGUGACUCUGACGUGCAGCAGUGAAGGCGCUCCGGCGGUGGAGAGCUUCGCCUGGUUUAGAGAGGGCGAGAGCGGCAGCGUUCCCGACAGCUUCAAACCCGACCUCAAGCUCUGGAGUCUGGACUACCGAGACCAUGGAGAGUACUUCUGUGUGGCCCGCAACUCCAUCGGCACCGACCGCUCCAGACCCGUCCUGGUCAACGUUACCUAUCCUCCCAAGAACACGAAGGUCCUAAUCAGCGCCAAAGGUGACGUCAUGGAGGGCCACGCAGUCAAUCUGACUUGCAUCAGCAACGCUAACCCACCAGUGAAGAGAUACGCCUGGUACAAGGUCAUCGGAGGUCAACCCUGGGCCAAAGGUUCCUCCCAGAACCUCACCUUCAGCAGUGUGCGCUCACACCAUGCCGGGCAGUAUUACUGCACCGUGUGGAACGUUUUGGGGAUGGGAAUGUCUCCACCUGUCACUCUGUCUGUGCUGUAUGCCCCCAAGAACACCUCGGUUUUGGCUCGUCCGUCCAGCGUGAUCGAGGCAGGUGGCUCCUUGACCCUGACCUGCAGCAGUCAGGCGAACCCGGCGGUAGAGAACUACACCUGGCACCGGAUCAAUGCCGCUGACGCCUGGGAAACACGAUCAGGCCAGAGCUACACCAUCGCUGAGGUCAGCACCGGAGUCAGCGGCCAGUACUACUGCGAGGCCCGCAACCGCAUCGGCGUGCACAGCUCUCCGGUCCUCACCGUCAGGGUGCGAGGUCGGCUGAAGGUCAUCGCUCUGGCAUCAGCAGUUGGUGUUUCUGUAGCACUCAUUACUCUGACAGUCGCCGUCAUGAUCAGUAAGAAUAUGCACAGAGUGGAUGGUGAAGCACUGGAAAUAGACAAGCAGCUUGGAUCCCCCAUGGAAGUGGACACACUUUUUUAUGAAUGUCCUCAACCAACUUUUCAGCCCCGGAGCUCGAAGAUGGCAGACAUUCCAGAGGAACCAGAAGACAUUCAUGACAACAUUCAUCCUUCCAUUGUGCCCCUUAAGGAAGCUGAGGAGAAAACUGAGACAGACAAGAAAGAUGGCAAUGACGGGAAAGUCAAAUACGUCACUGUGCAUUAUUCUCGUACACCAAGCCAGGACCAAGUGCAAGUCACAAAUCUUCCACAGGAUGGUGCUGCGAAGGAGACUAAAGACAGACAUGGAGUUGAGUAUUCCGUCCUGGCCAGACAUCCGUAACUAAUGAACCUAAAUAAUACCACAAGUUCAGUCGUCUUGACUAACUAAUGUCCCAGUGUUCAAACUGACCUCGUCCAUAUAGUAUAAAUAUAAAUAUAGUGUGCAUCCUGCCAUGCUAAUGGAACUAGCCAGAAAUAUACUGUAUGUUGUGGCUGGUUAAUGUUCAGAUUUAGCAUAACAUGAUGAAAACUUAGCCAUGCUAGCCAUGUUUGGUUUAACUAUGACAAAUCUUAGACAAAUAAAUACCAUCUGUCAUUCAACUGAGGUCAUGCUACAUCUGUUGUACUGCCAAACUGUUUUCUUUUUCAAAGGUAUAAAUCUAAUCUCUGGUCUAGAUUCAGAUUCUAGAUUAAUGACUCAAUGUUGCAGUUGAUAUCAUGAAUCUUACCUAAAUCUGUUCUGAAUUCAUCAGAAUCCACGAAGAUGCUUUUACAAUAAUAAUCUGAGAUUAUUACUGUAAAAGCAGUGAGACAGCCUAGCUGAUUUUGACCUCAUUGUUCAAAAUAAGCUGCUAUGAUCACCAUCCUUAUGAAGCUUGAUGUAUUAACGACUAACAGAUGUUUCAUUGUAAUUGAAUCAACUGACGUUCCCACUUUUAAUAAAACUAUGCUGUCCAAAACAUCA
Pangasianodon hypophthalmus (striped catfish) is the source of this 3041-nucleotide messenger RNA. Its product is annotated as hemicentin-1. NCBI's taxonomy places the organism in Eukaryota, Metazoa, Chordata, Actinopteri, Siluriformes, Pangasiidae. The transcript is spliced from 12 exons. The coding region runs from base 477 to 2417 and encodes 646 amino acids. The record is from RefSeq and is a predicted model, not a curated record.